AAGCGGUAAGGGACGAGUGUUGGCGAGAGCGCGAAGCAGAGAAGGAAAAUGUCGUCGGUGAUGAACAUGUUCGGGUGCGGAGUGGUGAGGGCUCCGCCGCAAGCAUUGGGGUUUGGAAAGAGAAGCGGCGGAGGAUUGACGAUAGUGUGUUCGUCUCGGCCUCAGAAGAAAGCGACGGCGCAUCACAGGAAGACGCGGCCGCGGAAGACGCAGCCAUGGGAUAUAAAUCGGAAACCUACUGUGUACGAUCCUCUGCCUCCUCUUCCUCCCGAUUGGACGCUCGUUAUUCCCGCCGAUGCUUCCGCUGCUCCUCCGCCUCCAACUCCCGCUCCCUAGCCACUGUGUUUGUUCUCUUCAACCCUAACAUGCUUCCUGCUACUAUUCAUAUAUCUAUAUCUGCUUCUAUUUCAUGUUCACGUCUCAAAUCUCCGAUUCGCCGUUUGUUUUCGAUGAAUUUUUAGCUGUGAUGAAUUGUUUCGCCAACUACUUCGUUAUGUCAAUUCGAUUAAAUUUCGAUUGUAGGCU
Cajanus cajan (pigeon pea) is the source of this 525-nucleotide messenger RNA. NCBI's taxonomy places the organism in Eukaryota, Viridiplantae, Streptophyta, Magnoliopsida, Fabales, Fabaceae. The record is from RefSeq and is a predicted model, not a curated record.